Molecule: messenger RNA, 3090 nt
Organism: Sphenostylis stenocarpa
Lineage: Eukaryota; Viridiplantae; Streptophyta; Magnoliopsida; Fabales; Fabaceae
Source: the annotation of a GenBank genome assembly
AUGGCUGCUGUGAAUGAAUGGCUGAAUGGUUAUUUGGAGGCCAUAUUGGACGUGGGAAGCAGUGUGAGGAAGAAGAAAAAAAAUGAUGAGAAGGUGAAGAUUGCAAAGUUUCAUGAAGAUGAUAAAGAUGUGAAGGAAGAAAAGUUGUUUAAUCCCACCACCAAGUACUUUGUUGAAGAAGUUGUCAAUAGCUUUGAUGAACAUGACCUUUACAGGACCUGGGUUAAGGUAAUAGCUACAAGGAAUAUCCGUGAACGUAGUAACAGGUUGGAGAAUAUGUGCUGGCGCAUAUGGCAUCUCACUCGCAAAAAGAAACAGAUUGCAUGGGAUGAUGCUCAAAGGCUUGCAAGAAGGCGUCUUGAUCGUGAACAAGGACGUAAUGAUGCUGCAAAUGACCUUUCUGAGCUCUCUGAAGGUGAGAAAGAAAAAGGUGAUGCCAAUCCUCAUGUCAAGGAUAAUAUUUCCAGAAUCACUUCUGAAAUGCAACUUUGGUCGGAGGAUGAUAACUCUAGGAACCUUUAUAUUGUCCUAAUCAGUAUUCAUGGUUUGGUACGAGGUGAUAAUAUGGAACUUGGGAGAGAUUCUGAUACUGGUGGUCAGGUGAAAUAUGUAGUGGAACUUGCUCGUGCUCUAGCCAACACAAAAGGAGUUUACCGUGUUGAUCUAUUGACUAGACAAAUAGCUUCACCAGGAGAAGUGGACUCCAGCUAUGGAGAGCCUAUUGAGACGCUGUCUUACCCCUCUGAUAGCAGUGACUGUGGGGGAGCAUAUAUCAUUCGUCUUCCUUGUGGACCUCGUGAUAAGUAUAUACCAAAAGAAUCCCUUUGGCCUCACUUACCUGAAUUUGUGGAUGGUGCUCUGAGUCACAUUGUGAACAUGGUAAGAGUUUUGGGGGAGCAAGUGAAUGGUGGAAAGCCAGCAUGGCCUUAUGUUAUCCAUGGUCACUAUGCUGAUGGUGGGGAGGUAGCAGCACACUUAUCUGGAGCAUUGAAUGUGCCUAUGGUGCUCACCGGCCACUCGUUAGGCCGGAACAAGUUUGAGCAGUUGCUGAAGCAAGGGAGGCUCUCUAGGGAGGCCAUAAAUUCAACCUACAAGAUCAUGAGGAGGAUUGAGGCUGAGGAGUUUGGUGUGGAUGCUGCUGAAAUGAUCGUCACUAGCACAAGGCAAGAGAUUGAAGAGCAAUGGGGAUUGUAUGAUGGGUUUGAUCUCAAGUUGGAGAGGAAGCUUAGGGUGAGGAGAAGACGUGGAGUGAGUUGCCUUGGGAGACAAAUGCCAAGGAUGGUGGUCAUUCCACCAGGCAUGGACUUCAGCUAUGUUACAACACAAGACACAGUGGAAGGUGAGGGGGAUCUCAACUCACUCAUUGGAUCUGACAGAGCUCAAAGCAAAAGGAACCUACCUCCAAUUGGGUCUGAGAUAAUGAGAUUUUUCACAAAUCCUCACAAACCAACAAUACUAGCCUUGUCCCGCCCUGACCCGAAGAAAAAUGUCAUGACUUUGCUCAAGGCCUUUGGGGAAUGCCAGGCCCUAAGGAAACUAGCUAACUUGACCCUCAUACUUGGCAACAGAGAUGACAUAGAAGAAAUGUCCAACAGCAGCUCUACUGUUCUUACCAUGGUGCUCAAGCUCAUUGACAAGUAUGAUUUGUAUGGUCAAGUGGCUUACCCCAAGCAUCACAAGCAAUCUCAAGUUCCAGAGAUAUAUCGUCUGGCUGCAAAGACUAAGGGAGUGUUUAUCAACCCUGCCCUGGUGGAACCAUUUGGUCUCACACUAAUAGAGGCAGCAGCUUAUGGUUUACCUGUUGUUGCAACAAAAAAUGGAGGGCCAGUGGAUAUUCUGAAGGCACUCAACAAUGGACUCUUGAUUGAUCCACAUGACCAGAAAGCCAUAGAAGAGGCACUGCUAAAGCUUGUUGCAGACAAAAAUCUUUGGCUAGAAUGCCGCAAAAACGGCCUUAAAAACAUCCAUCGUUUUUCAUGGCCUGAACACUGCCGCAACUACCUCUCCCAUGUUGAACAUGGCAGGAACCGCCGCUCCACCUCUCUCUCGGAAAUUACACCCAUUGCUGAAGAACCAAUUAGUGACUCACUGAGAGAUGUAGAAGACAUUUCAUUUAGAUUCUCCACUGAAGGAGACUCCAAGCUGAAUGGAGAGAUGGACCCUGCAGCACGGCAGAAGCAAAUUAUUGAAGCAAUCAUGUGCAGGGUCUCUUCCACUGGCAAUUCUAAUGCCAGUUACUUUCCUGGUAGGAGGCAAAGUCUUGUGGUGGUAGCUGCUGAUUGUUAUGAUAAUGAUGGAAACAUAGCUAAGGCUUUUCAGACAAUUAUCUUGAAUGUGAUGAAAGUCGUGCGACCAGGUGUUAGAGCAGGCAGGAUUGGUGUGGUGCUGCUAACUGGUUUAAGUUUACAAGAGACAAUUGAAGCAUUGAACAGGUCCCAAGUUAACAUAGAGGAAUUGGAUGCUGUGGUUUGCAAUAGUGGAAGUGAAAUGUACUAUCCAUGGAAAGAUUUAUUGCCUGAUGCUGAUUAUGAGGCCCAUGUUGAGUAUGCAUGGCCAGGUGAGAAUAUUAGAUCAUCAAUAUCCAGGCUUGCUAGAAUUGAUGAUGAAGAAGAGAAUGACAUUGUAGAGUAUGCCAGUGCUUGUAGUUCAAGGUGCUACUCCUAUACUGUGAAACCUGAAGCCAUGAUCCGGAAGAUAGAUGAGCUUCGGCAAAGGCUUCGAAUGAGAGGCUUACGAUGUAACCUUGUCUACACUCAUGCAGGAUUGAGAUUGAAUGUGAUACCACUAUUUGCUUCAAGAAAACAAGCACUAAGGUAUCUGUCAGUCAAGUGGGGAAUUGAUCUAUCCAAAGUGGUUGUACUUGUGGGAGAAAAAGGAGAUACAGAUUACGAAGAACUCAUGGCUGGCAUACAGAAGACACUUGUUUUGAGAGGGGCUGUUGAAUGUGGCAGUGAAAGGCUUCUUCGGAGUGAAGACAGUUACAAGAGAGAAGAUGUGUUCUUCCAAGAUAGCCCCAACAUUAUCUAUGCAGAGAAGAGCUAUGAGGACUGUGAUAUUUCAGCAAUUCUGGAGCAUCUCAAAUUAUCAUGA